AUGGAUCCAAUCUUGCGACGACGAGCUGGAAAGGGUCAAGGAAGUGAAGAAUCAAUUGCAGAGCCUGGACAGCAGCAGUUAGUAGUAAGUAUCGAAGGCGCUGAAGUUGUUAGAGAUGUGUCGAGAGAGGUGGAACUUGAAGCAGGGCCAUUGCAGAUUGGCGAUGGAGCGGAGGGAGCUGCCGAGGGACACGUGACAGAAUCAGUAUCGGAGAUUACUGCUGGUGCUGCGGAAACUCUGGGUGUGCAGAUGAAUCCAUUCUGGUCUCAGAAGAUUCAAGAUGAGGCUAGACUAGCUGCGGCCAGACCUGCGCAUUUGGAUGAGACUGCUAGUGAUUCUACGGAGAUGAGACAGUUGGAGGAGACGGCUCUGCCGGUUCCGAAGAGUAGCCCAGUUAGCUUUGGACCUUCACAUGUGGGUUCUGGGAUACAGGGUGCUACUUCGGCUUCUUCGGCUUCAGUUGAGAACCAACAGGCUCCAGGACUUCGACCUGGGGAAAGGAGAAUUCUGACUGAAAUGAAAGAUCUCAUGGAAACCAUCAUGAAGCAGAAUGCCGAACUGAGUGAACAGAAUACUGGCUUGAGACAGCGCAUUGACAAGCUCGAGGAGGAGAAGGCAAGCAGCCAACAGGCAUGGAGAUCGGGGUUUGGUGUUACCUCGGACCGAGAUGCCGCUGUGGCCCUGGGAGGGAUUCAAUGGGGUGAUGAGGUGCGACAUGGUGAAGGUGAUGAUUUAGGGAGAGACCCUUGGGAGGGACAGGAUGUGCUGAACCUUCCGUUCCCACCUGGCCGAGACCCAUUUAAUCCUGGUGAUCGGACGUUCUGGAAUCUUCCGACGUUGGAAGGGGUACAUCUGCCCUCUCCGGCUACGCGAGCUGGGGAUUGGCUGGCUCAGAUACGUCCGUUGCUUUGUGAUUUGAGCGAGUGGUCCCAGUUGUGGUGGUCUCGUGUUGAGUGGGAGGCUCAGGCCCUGUAUAGGCAGUGGUCCAGGGCUCCUGCUAUUCAGAAGGGCAUGAUUCAGCCGAGGUUGAGUGUUGAGCUCACACACGUGAAACUUCGGAGAUUGGAGAGCAGGGCAUAUGGAAUGCUUCAGUCGGCUGUGCCUCAGGCGAUUCGGGAUGAGUUGCUGGCAACGCGGUCGUUGCACUGCGUGGGGCUGUUGUUUCAGAUCUUGAAGGUGUAUGCUCCAGGGGGUCUGCAAGAGAGGGCUCAGGUACUCACUGAACUCACGAACCUUGGGCAUGCCAAGUCAGCAUCAGAUGUCGUGAAUGCUUUGAGGGCUUGGAGUAGAUGCCAUGCGAGAGCGGUGAGUAUGGGAGUGAUGGUGCCUGAUCCGGCUCUGAUCUUAAGAGGGGUGGACUCUCUGGUGGAUUCAUUGUCGCGCAAGGCAGCAAAUGCUCAGGUGGCUUUCAGACUGUCGGUAGCCCGUAACCAACUUCAGAUUGAUCAUCAUCCCAGCAUGGUGUCAGUGAUUGAGUACAUGCGUGUGCUGCAGUCAGAGUGGGAACAAGUUUCUGUGUCAGGCCAGGAAGCUACUUCGGGGCCGCCUAAGGUUGCCCGCAUGGACACUGAUCAGGGUAACGGGGGCAAGGAUGGUGCUGCACACACUGGGGACAAGGGAGACAAAGGGGGAAAAGGAGCAAAAGGAGAAGGCAAGAAGGGGGAAAAAGGGGAGACAGCUCCCAAGGAGCUUGAGACUUUUCAGAGCGAUCGUAUGCAGCAAGCAUUGGCCCUGCGAGCCUUGAACUUAGGCGCGAGAUCAGAUUCGGUGGACUUUGCUGACUGUGCUUGGGGUAGCGAGAAGGAGGUUUUGGAGUGGCUGAGGGGUCAGUUCAGGGACUGGCCUGAGCAUCUGCUGAGAAGGGCACUUCCUGCGAGGUGUGACAGUGCUCCUGAGGGCUCUCAUGCGUUUAUGUCCAUGAACAGGCGACAUCGACGUGCUGUGGAAAGGGCUGAUACUGUGGUUCUUCACCUGUUCUCUGGGAGUGAAAAGGGGCUUCAGGUUGAGGGGCUGGGAAGUAAGACGGUGAUUCUGAGAGUUGAUGAGAGAGUCAAGCGAGACAUCCUUGAUGAGAAGACCUACAGCUGGCUGGCCUCCUUGUGCUCGUCUGGUAAGGUGAGUGCUGUGGUGGCUUGUCCGCCCAGUAACACAUUCAAGCCAGUCUGGAGUGACGUUGAGAAGGAUUUCAAGCGUCUUCGUGGGCCAACGCGUGACCAGCGCUUCGGUCUAUUGGGGAAUUCACAAGCAGAGCAAGAAUGGGCUGAUGACCAAACGGUCAUGCUUCUGCGAACCCUUACUCUUCAUCACUUGGCUCAUGAGGCACGCGCCGAGGGUUGUAUGGUAGCCAUUCAGCAUCCUGAGGGUACUGGACGGGUUGUUUCAGGUCCGGGUGAGCCAGAGCAGGUGAGUUGUGGUUGGUGGCAUUGGCCGGAGCUUGACGCUGAACACCUGGGGUGGUAUCGUGCUUCUUAUGAGGUAUGUAGUGAUCACCAUAGAGGUAGACGAGCUGCCAAGGCCAUCCUCACCAACAGCUGGGUGCUGUACACAACGUUGCAUGCUAGGACCGAAUGGCGUGAGAUACAGGGUGAUCCGAGCGCGCAGUGGCAACCCUCUGUGCUUCAUGCGGUAGGUCAUGCGAUUCAGGUGUGGAAAAAAGAGACAGUCAGAGACAGAGACGAGAGAUUGAGUGAGGACCAGGCUGCUCUUAAGGCACUUACCAAGGAGGAAAUCGAGUUUCGCGAACAUUGUGAGAAAGAUCACAUUAUCUUCAGAAAAGACUGUAAGGUCUGCUUGCAGGCAGCCAUGCGAGGGCCCAGACAUAUACGACAGAAGUACCAACACUCCAACGCUUUGUGCCUCAACCUCGAUUUGAUUGGUCCAUGGAUUCCUGGGCGGGAUCAUGCCCUGAGUGCUCCUGCGAGGCACAUCCUCGUAGCAACUUUGGGAGUCCCGGUGUUCAGGGAUGGCAAUCCAUUGCCACUCCAACCUGAGGAUAAAAAAGAAGAAAAAGAGGGGUUGAGAGAAGGAGAGGGAAGUGAAGACAGAGAGGAGGAUGAUGCUUCGAAGGAGGCCGGGGGUAUAGGAGAAUGGGUUAUUGAGGACGAGAGUGAGAAGGAAUGUGAGGGAGAAGAAGAACCACUUAGUGAAGAAGAGUACAAGAGAUUGUGUGAAGAACAAGAUGAGAAGUGGCGAACCAUCGCUCAAGACCUCAAGGAUCCUGUUGAGCUUCAUGAGCUCACCUUUGCUGAACCUCUGGUCUCGAAGAAGGUCACGGUGCAAAGCAGAGCAUGGAGUCGCAAGACUCCUUACGCUCCCAGGGCUGUGUCGGGAAUCACACUGUGUCCCGCGGCAAACAUCUCCGGUUGUACUGUGGUGCUUAUACCUGGUAAUGACGAAGAAGAUGCGAAAUUUCAUGUGGCACCGGUUAUGUACCGCAAUGUCAAAGAUCAAGUUGCCUUUGAGGCUGAGGAGAUUCUCGAUGAGCCAGCUCCGGCACCUGCGCGCCGAAUCACAGGGAAGCGACAGCCACUUGUUGCCCACGUCAGCGUUGGGGGGGAGUCGGGGUUGGAAAAAGGUAGUUUUGAUGUUGGAUUUGAGGUUGGUCAUGGCAAGAAAGAAGCGAAUUUGCUUAAUGCACCACUCAACAGCGCAGAUUUUCAUGAUCCUGGGGUAGCGGUUCCUGUUAUUGCACCGCCAAGCAGCGCCACUGAUGCUCAUGAUGCGCGUCUGCGGCCUGCCGGAAACGCGGAUGAUGCUGAUGAUGCUCGUUUCCGGGUUUUCCCGGUUUGGGGUGGUCCAAACCGGGAGAAGGCUGAUGAUGCUCGGGAUGCUCAUUCUUCCAACUCUGAAAGCCUGGGUGAGAGCUACACUUUGGAUCAAAGUGAGGCAGUAGCUGCUGAGCUGUUGAGCCGGGGCAACAUGAUUGCACGUGAAGAUGUUGAGAGUCUGCUGUCGAAGUCUCUCUUUGAGUGGAAGCCGAAGACUCGCCAGUGCGAUCUACAAGCCACAGAGGCUAAGGGGUGGACGCUUGGAAGCUACGCAUAUGGAACCCAAGUAGGAGUCAACCUAAAGCUGCUUAGAGAUUGCGAGUUUCCGCUGCCACCGCAUGCGGGAAGGAAUUCUUAUGCGGCUGAGGACAGUCCAGUUGCCGAGAGCGGGUCACGUGCCGAGAACAGUCCAGUUGCCGAGAAGCGUCCAUGUGCUGAGGAUAGUCAGGGUGGAACAUCAAUGUUCGUCGAGAGAUGUCUUGAUGAGGCGGAGCUAGAUCAGUUGCUUCAUGAACAUGUUGUUCUUCGGAAGUUUCUGUUGGAACAACACAAACACAUGCAGGAGGAAGUCACUGUAGCUGCGAGUCAGGGUUGGGAGGCUUUGACCAGGCCACUGAAUGACAUUCAUCAAUGGAUAGAGGAUGCUGAGCAUUGGCUGUUGUGGCAAGAUGCGGAACAGCUACGGAAAUCAGGCAAUGUGAGCUCGGAUGAAAAGGUAGUCCUGGAAGCUAGGCUUAAGAGCUUAGGAGUCCCCUCGUCCCCACCGUACCCCGUAGAGUCUGAUGAGCAACCCUGGUUUGGUCUGUAUGAUGAAGAGGACCCGAGUCAAGGGUCCGGGGGAGUCGGGAAUGAAAAAACUCGGAACUAUCCUCAUGGGGAACCUGUGCAUCCGAGUGCUUGGGAAGCUGAACCUGCGCAACCACUUCAAACCAUCACAGUGUCGCAUCAGGAGGUCUUGAGAAACCUUGAGGAUUGGAAGGGCUCCAUUGGUGAUGAGUUAGGGAAUGUGUUUGAUGUUCAUCAAGCAAUGCGUCGGCGAAGUGAGUCAGAGCUUCAGGCAUUUAAAGAUGCUGGGGAAAUUCUAGAGAUUAUACCGUCGAAGGCGUUGUUUCAGAAGAAGGGAGGAAGUGGACGUCACAAAUGCCGUGUAGUUGCUUGUGGCAAUUAUGCUGAGGGUUCCAAGACAAAGAGUCGCGAUCGGAAGCUCCAGUGUUACGCAGGUGGAGCUGAUUCGCUGAGCUUGAGGUGUCACUUACGUGCAGCAGGGCAUCGAGCUCACACCGAGGCAUGGCGCACUUCAGGUGCCGACAUCAGAACAGCAUUUUUGCUGGCGCCACUGCGUCAGCAAAACAAGCGAAUCAUCCUGCGCCCUCCUACUGUUCUCAAGCAGGCAGGAUGUGUUGCUGAAGGAGAGUACUGGGAAAUCACUGGUGCAUUGUACGGUUUGCAGGAUAGCCCUGCGGACUGGGCGGUGUACCGAGAUGAGACACUUCCGACCAUUCCCAUUGUGUACAACGGACAGACCACCUACUUGAAGCAGUCCAAGUAUGACCCGAAUCUUUGGUUGUUACGUUGCCCUGAAUCUUCUAAGCUUAUAGCCGCCCUUACGAUCUACGUCGACGAUUUGCUACUGUCUGGAACGGCAGAAGCAUCGGAGGCUGUUUGGUCCGGCAUAAAGGCGAAGUGGAGGAUCAGCGAGCCAGACUAUGCAGAUCAGGGGCAUGCCAUCACAUUUUGUGGGUUUGAGAUCGAGCAGAAAUCCGAUGGGAUCCACAUUGGCCAAUCGAAGUACAUUCAGACGUUGUUGGAUAAGUAUCCUGAGGUCCAAGGCACUGUGAGUUGCCCGUAUGCCAAGGAGAAUGACAACAGCGAUUGCAAACCUCAGGACUCGGUUGAGAAGCUUCGCAAUGCGCAAUCCAUUGUAGGCGAACUGCUAUGGGUCGCAACGCGCACCAGGCCUGAUCUUGUCUUUGGGGUCAGCAGGAUUGGCCAAUUGGUCACUCGUGAUGUCGAUCAGGCAAUCCAACGGGGUGAAGAUAUGAUUCGAUAUUUGAGGGCAACAAAAGAUCAAGAACUGGUUUAUGGGCUACCUGGAAAGGGGCAUGGACCUGGAAACCAGUUGCCGGUUGAGAGGGAUUUCAACUUGAUUGAGGUCUUUGCUGAUGCUAGCUUUUGUCCUGGCACCGAUCGUAGUCAGACUGGAAUCAUUCUGAUGUGGGGCAACGCUCCAGUGGGAUGGAUGUCAAUGAGACAACCUUGUGCUAGUCUCAGCACGGCGGAAGCAGAACUGCAAUCGUCCUUAGAUGGGAUGACUCUUGCGGAAGGACUGCAUGGACUGCUUGCAGAAUUGGCGGAGGCUCCUCAGCAAACCUUCUUGUAUACUGAUAAUGUUGGCGCAUGUACGGUAUUGACUCUACCACAGGGUGCAUGGAGGACCAGACAUUUACGGUUGAAAGCAGCAUGGUUUCUAGAACAGUUGGAAUACUCAAAAUUCCGGGUAUAUCAUGCGCCGGGCCAAUUCAUGUUGGGUGACCUUUGUACGAAAGCUCUUGUGGGGCCACGCGUCAAGGAACUACUCAAGAUGAUGAACGUGAGUGUCGUGCCAUCAAGUGUUGAUGGGGGGGAGUCGCACGCAGUGAAGAAGGCCACGAAAGCCGAAAGUGGUGUUGGCUCCGGAAACGUGAUUUCCGGGGGAGCUGAAAAAGCAUUGAAGGCUGUUACGGCUGCGUCACUGUUGCAUGGUGCAUUGUCGAAGCUUGUUAAGGUUCAGAUUGAACUGGAGCCAGAGGAACGUGUUCAGCUCGAGGACAACAUCAGCGUGUUGAAGCUUGCAUGUGGUGCACUCCUGUUGGUUGGCUUGACUGUGUUGGCAACUUGGAAGUGCAUGCAACAUAUCCCAAGGAUCCGAGCGGUGAGGGAGUCCAGUGACACGUCAAGUGAAUGGUCACAUGUUCAGUCUGAGCCUGAGGGCCCAGACAAGGACGAGGAUGACGACGAGGACGAGACUGGAUUGGUUGUGUCUGAUAUUGUUGGGAGUGGUUCCAGGUACUUGACCAGCCCGGAACACCCCUUCUUUCUGCGGCAUGCGCAUCUGUCUAUGAAGAAAUGGCACUGGCAGCUGCUACAUGAAAGCUGCCAUGCCACCGCCUGGGGCCUGGUGGUACUCCGGAAUUUCGCGCUGAAAUACACGGCGAAUGUACACCUCGGCGACGGCAUCGCCACCACGACCUGCUUUUUGCUUCGCGCAUUCACAACACAUCACAUCAGGGCUAUGUUCCAGCUGGCGCGCCUCAUGGAACUCGAAACACAAGGUGGCGCAGCAAUCCGGCUCUAUUCGGCUACCGAAUGA
Molecule: messenger RNA, 7116 nt
Organism: Symbiodinium sp. CCMP2592
Lineage: Eukaryota; Dinophyceae; Suessiales; Symbiodiniaceae
Source: the annotation of a GenBank genome assembly